Musa acuminata AAA Group (dessert banana) is the source of this 2375-nucleotide messenger RNA. Its product is annotated as acyl transferase 7. The record is from RefSeq and is a predicted model, not a curated record. The coding region runs from base 964 to 2238 and encodes 424 amino acids. Lineage: Eukaryota; Viridiplantae; Streptophyta; Magnoliopsida; Zingiberales; Musaceae. The transcript is spliced from 2 exons.
AUUAGAGCCAUCUCUCUUCUAAUUAUAGGAAUUUAAGCCUAUUAUCCACAUGUCCAAAGACUGGGAAAAGUUCCCCCUUGUUUUCUCCUCUGACCAGGUAAAAUUGAUCCAUGUGUUGCUCUGAUCAAGUCCAAGUCAAGAUAUGUUUGCUCAGCAUUCAGCAUCACACUGCACUACACAAAAGAAAGAGUAAAUGCAGUAGCAAGUCUUAACGUGACAUGAUCUGACCUGAUCAAAGAAUGCAUAAGUUAGGUUUGGGUUUAUUUUUGGUUUACACCAAAGUGUUGUUUCUUUGACUAGUCCUUCCUCAACUUAUGGGAGUUGACUUGCCACCUUGGAUACACAUAGAUAGGAUGUCAACAUGCACCCCAUGAUUUGAAUGAGUAGGGGUUGCUUGAGGUGCCACCAACUUGACUUCUGCAUCCACAUGUGCCACUGGAGGGCUACUGACUACCCACAAAAACAAGAAUUAGAUGGCCAAGAUUGGUGAGGCCUUAUGUUGAUGGGCAAAAGGAAGAAGGAAAAUUGAGCUUGGUAAUUGUGUGUGUUCAUGAGUUUGACCUUUUCCAAAGUCAAACUAAUCAGAAUCCAGUGGGGUGAAUUCACCUUCCAUCUCUACUGUGUUUUUGUUGAUAUUUGCUUGGUUGUGGGGAAUUUAAUCUAAGGUUGGAAGUGGGUGCAAACUCCAUAUGGUCAAUUAAUCAAACAGGUGUUGGGCACACUAGGGGCGUGGAGUGGGUCGGGCGUCUCUUGUUUGGGUAGUUGGUCUCUGUGAUUGGCUUCCACGACACAUGAUGCAUACAUUUCCACACGCAACAACUGGUCCAAGCAUCCCAUGUCGACCUCGGUCCUCGCAAAGAAGAAGACCGAGAGGAAGAAGCAGCAGCCCGGAUGCCCGCUCUAUGACACCAUAAAAGCUCGGAUCCCAACUCAACCAUCACGACCACAGAGACCUCUUCCUGCAUGGCCGCGAUGAACAGGACCAUCUCCGUGACGAGGCUGUCGCAGAAGCUGGUCGUCCCGGCGGAGCCGACGCCGACCGGCACCCUCCGGCUCUCGUGGCUCGACCGCUACCCGACGCAGAGAGCCCUCAUCGAGUCCCUCCACGUGUUCGACCGCAGCGACGGCGACCCCGCGGCAGCGAUUCGCGGCGCCCUGGCCAAGGCCUUGGUCCACUACUACCCCCUCGCCGGCCGGCUCACCGUGUCGGAGCAGGGGGAGCUCCAGGUCGCCUGCAACGAGGCCGGGGUGUGGUUCAUCGAGGCGUCCGCCGACUGCCGCCUGCGGGAGUUGGACUACCUGGAGCACCCGUUGAUGAUAUCCAAGGACGAGCUCCUGCCUCGUCCCCAACCCCAGCUGGAGCAGGCGGAGGAGGAAAGCCUCGUUUUGAUGGUCCAGCUGACCAACUUCACAUGCGGCGGAUUCGUGGUGGGCUUUCGGUUCAGCCACGCCAUCUCCGACGGGCCAGGAGCAGCUCAGUUCUUCAACGCCAUCGCAGAGAUGGCGAGGGGCCUCGCCAAGCCCAGCGUCGAGCCGGUCUGGUGCAGGGACGCCAUCCCUAACCCCCCAAAGUUCAUCUCGGGGCCCUGCGCGCUCCCCACCGACGUCCACCUACAGUACCUGAUCAUGGACAUCCCCCUGGACUACAUCGGCCAUCUCAAGAACCAGUUCUUCGACCAGACCGGCGACCGGUGCUCCAGCUUCGAGGUCCUGAUCGCCAAGGUCUGGCAGUGCCGGACGCGGGUCAUCGGGCUCGACCCUGACGUCGACGUCCACCUCUGCUUCGCCAUGAACACGCGCCGCCUGCUGCACCAGGUGCUGCCCGCCAACGGCAGCUACUACGGCAACUGCUACUACAUCAUGAAGGUGACGACGGCGAGCAGGACGAUCGCCGGCUCCUCGAUCACCGACAUCGUGAAGCUGAUCAAGGACGCCAAGAAGAAGCUGCCGGCGGAGUACGCCAAGUGGGCCAAGGGCGAGCUGAAGGAGGACCCGUAUCAACUGACGUCGGCGUACGAGUCGCUGCUGGUGUCGGACUGGACCCGGCUGGGGUUCGCCGAGAUCGACUACGGCUGGGGAUCCCCGGUGCACGUCGUCCCCCUGACCAACGCCGACUACAUCGCGACGUGCAUCCUCGUGAAGCCGUCGGUGCCGAGGCCCGGCGCCCGGUUGAUGACGCAGUGCGUCACCAAGGACCAGGUGGCGGCGUUCCAGGAGGCCAUGAUGAGCCUGAGCUGAGCUCCCGGCGCAGGCAGGGGGACGCCUUUCCGAGCUCGACGGGACAAUAAGAUUCGUUGACGGAUUCUUUGCGAUUACGUGUUCUCUGUGAUUUCUUGGUUUGGUGUCGGUUGAAAGAAACAUGACGUUUGUGUGCA